This is a messenger RNA of Hemiscyllium ocellatum (epaulette shark), 8425 nucleotides long. RefSeq names its product protocadherin-1-like. The transcript is spliced from 4 exons. Bases 307 to 3891 code for a protein of 1194 amino acids. Gene Ontology annotation, biological process: homophilic cell-cell adhesion. Gene Ontology annotation, molecular function: calcium ion binding. The record is from RefSeq and is a predicted model, not a curated record. NCBI's taxonomy places the organism in Eukaryota, Metazoa, Chordata, Chondrichthyes, Orectolobiformes, Hemiscylliidae. Gene Ontology annotation, cellular component: plasma membrane.
GAGAGAGAGAGAUCCCUCACACUCACUCACUCUCUCACACACACGGAAACCUCUCAAGGCAGGGAGAAACGAGCGAGCAGGAAUCUUCCCUUUGGCAAUGUUUGGAGGCAGAUCCCUGACUCUACUCCACCAGGUUACACUGAGACAGACAGAAACCCGGGCAAUAUAGCCCCUGCUGCUGUUUCUCUCCUCGCACUGGAACGGCCGGGAGGAUUUUCUCUCUGAAAUGCGGAAAGUGUACGUGGGUGAAACUAUCAUCUAGUGAGAAUUCGCUGGAAUGCGAUCAGACAGUAUUUGUUGAAGGUGAUGGAUCUCAUCCACGUUCCGGGGGUAGCAGGGCUCCUCUCUCUCCUGUUCUUACUGUGGCCCGUGCCCUCUUGCUGGGCACAGAGUGUGGUGAAAUUUUCCCUGCAGGAAGAGCAGCCUCCAAAUACCCUGAUCGGGAAUCCAGGCGAGACCCUGGGACUGGACAAGAACAACAGACUGUUCAAGCUGGAGAUCGGUAAACCAUACCUGCGAGUGGAUGAGACGGGAGGGAACCUGUACACCACUGAGAUCCCCAUAGACAGGGAGGGGAUGAACUGCGAGACACCGCUGCAAUGUUUCUUAGAGUUUGAGAUCUCAGUAACCAACACUCUGUACAACUCGGUGCCGAUACUGAUGGAAGGCAAGAUUCAUAUUCUGGAUAUCAACGACAACACCCCCAGUUUUAGCUCCCCGGUCAUUUCCAUCUCUAUCCCAGAGCACACCACAGCGGGUACUAUCGUCAAUAUCCCCACUGCCACUGACCGUGAUGCUGGCACUAAUGGAGUGGCCAGCUAUGAGCUUCUUGGCAGCGAAGCCCAUGGGUUGUUCAGCUUGCAGGUGGCUGAGGAACACGGUGAGAAGCUGCCCCAGCUGAUAGUGACUGGCCGCUUGGACAGAGAGCAGCGGGACACCUAUGACCUGACCAUCCGAGUGGUGGAUGGGGGUAAACCCUCAAGGGCCAGCACUGCCAUCCUUCGCAUCACUGUGCUGGACAUCAAUGACAACACCCCCAAGUUUGAGAGGUCCUCCUACGAAGGCACGGUGGAAGAGAACAGCCCGGUGGGCACCUCCAUCCUCCAGGUGAGGGCCAAUGACCUUGAUCUGGGUGACAAUUCCCAGAUCGAGUACACCUUUGCCCAGGCUGCCGAGAGCGCCCGCCGCUUGCUCAGGCUGGACAAGACCAGUGGCUGGAUCACAGUGCAGGGACCAGUGGACCGGGAGCAGAUCAGUCAGUUCAGAUUCUUCGUCCAUGCCCGAGACAAGGCUCCCAUCCCCAAACAGGACAGGGCGGCAGUGACCAUCACCGUCAGGGACAAGAACGAUAACGCCCCCACCAUUGAGAUCCGUGGCAUCGGCCUGGUCACCCACAAGGAUGGGGUUGCCAACAUCGAUGAGGAUGUGCCCGUUGAUUCUCCAGUGGCCCUGGUCCAGGUUUCAGACCGAGAUGAAGGUGAGAAUGCCGCAGUCACAUGCAUUGUUGCUGGGGACGUCCCCUUUCAGCUGAAACCAGCCAGCGAGUCCAGCAGUGAGAGGAAGAAGAAAUUCUUCCUGCAGACAACCACCCCGUUGGAUUACGAGUCCAUCCAGGAUUACCUGAUUGAGAUUGUGGCAGUCGAUUCUGGUAACCCACCGCUCUCCAGUAGCAACACUCUGAAAGUGCAGGUGGUGGAUGUGAAUGACAACCCUCCAAUCUUCACGCAGAAUGUCAUCCGGGUCUCCAUCCAUGAAAACAACCAGCCAUACAUUCCCAUCGUCAAAGUGCAGGCAACAGAUGCUGACAGUGGCAGCAAUGCUGAGCUGAUCUACUCUAUACACCCAGACCCGUCCAUUCAGGGCUUAUUUGACAUCAACCCAGACACAGGAGAGAUUCGGGUCAAUGCUAUUCUUGACCGUGAGCAGCAGGAGCAUUACGAGUUCAAGGUGGCUGCAGCAGACAAAGGCACCCCCAGCCUUAAAGGGACAGCCACAGUGGUGGUGAGUGUUCUGGACGAAAAUGAUAAUGACCCAAAAUUCAUGCUGAAUAGCUACAGUUUCUCAGUGCGAGAAAAUCUCCCUCCAUCCAGUCCAGUUGGCAUGGUGACUGUGUCAGAUGCGGAUAAGGACAUGAAUUCCAGAAUAUCUCUCUUUGUGGAUCCAGACAAUGGUGAGUUUGAGAUACAAAAUGGCACGGGCACUAUUCUUUCCCGCGUCUCCUUUGACCGAGAACGUCAAAGUACGUACACCUUUCAACUGAAGGCAAUAGAUGGUGGGACCCCUCCCAGGUCAGCUUAUGUCAGUGUCACCAUCAAUGUUUUAGAUGAAAAUGACAACACUCCCUUCAUCACCCAACCUUCCAAUUCCUCCUUCCAGCAUAUCAACCCCCUCGCUCAUAUAGGGACAUCAGUGGAACAGGUAAAGGCUGAAGACAUGGACAUUGGAACCAAUGCCAACUUGACAUACAGUAUUGUAAGUGGAAAUCCCUUUGGCCUGUUCCAUAUCUCUCAUGACGGAAUCAUACUGUUGGACAAGGAAAUUUCACGGAGACAUUACGGCUUGCAUCGGCUUGUGGUCAGGGUGAAGGAUGGAGGUACACCAUCUCGCUUUGCUACUGCACUAGUGCACAUUUAUGUCAAUGAUACGAUGGGAAAUGUCAGCCAAGUGGAGGCUUUGGUAGGCCACAGUCUCAACACACCACUUGACGUGGACAUUGCAGGAGAUCCUGAGUAUGAGAAAAGUAAGCAGCGAAGCAAUGUCUUGUUCGGAGUGAUCGCUGGGAUUAUUGCCGUCAUACUGGUGAUUGUGAUUGUGGUGUUGAUUCGUUACUGCAGGCAGAAGGAAGCCAAAAGUGGCUAUCAGGCUGGUAAGAAAGAAAACAAGGAUCUGUAUGCUCCAAAACAGACUAAUAAAAACACUAAGCACAAAAUCAAGAAGAGCAAACCCCCAAAACCUACCAAGCCACUGGAGGAUGAGGAGACUGGAACCCAGAGGGGACUACAGUUCAACUUGAUCAAUGAAUCCAACAGUGACAGUCCUAGGAUUCAUCUACCACUCAACUGUAAUCCAGGGAGCCCUGAUCUUGGAAGGCACUACAGGUCAAACUCUCCACUGCCAUCCAUUCAACUGCACCCACAGUCACCCACUGCUGGCAAGAAGCACCAGGUUGUACAAGACCUUCCAGCGACCAACACCUUCGUUGGGACUGGGGACAACAACUCGACUGGCUCAGACCAGUACUCUGAUUACAGUUACAAGACCAAUCCUCCAAAGUACAACAAGCAGCUUCCCCACAGAAGAGUGACCUUCUCCACAGCCAAUCAGUCCCAGGAUCUGCAAGACCCAAACCAGCACAGUUACUAUGACAGUGGGCUUGAAGAGUCAGAAACCCCAAGCAGCAAAUCAUCUUCAGGGCCACGUCUGGGACCCCUUACCCUGCCUGAGGACCACUACGAACGCACCACACCUGACGGCAGCAUUGGAGAGAUGGAGCACCCGGAGAAUGAUCUCAGACCACUACCUGACGUUGCUAUGACUGGGAACUGCACAAGAGAAUGCACAGAGUUUGGUCAUUCUGACUCCUGCUGGAUGCCAGGGCAACCAUCCCCCAACAGGAAGCAGAAAAAUGCCCCCAAACUUUCCACCUUUGUGCCUUAUGAAGAACGGGGGAGCCAGGAUCGCCUCAGCAACGUGAGCCCCCGUCUCAUGGAGGAUGGCAACGCCAAGUUGGCCAAUAUUCGAUUCAUACCAACGCACAGUGCCUUCCCCAGUUCGAACCAUGAGCUCAACAAGGACUCGGCUCUGGAGGAAAUCCCACUCACCCAACCACCUGACUAUCAACACACGACUGGCCCUGCUCCACCCAGUUCCAAGCGAGAGAUUUAUCUGUGACGGGAGGCGGAGCCUGCUGUGUGCCUGUUGCAAGCUGUUUUAUAACCACAUGGAAAUGCGAGGGUUAAGUAGGGGAAAACAGCAAAGAGGAACAUACAGUGAGAACAAACUUAAAACACAAAGGCUUUAUUGUCCGCAGUACAAUUCUAUGGUGAACUUGAAUUUCAGAGAAAGGACAGGUUUGAAAUGGAACUUUCCAACUGAGUAUUGAGCAGGGUUUUCCACACCAUUGGCAGAGUCUUCACCCCAACAGCAGAAAAGAACACAGGCAGAUCAGCAGUCAAUACUCAAAUCUGACCUGCUCAUCGUUUCCAUCGCUGUCGAACUUCUUAAUUGCAUGCAAUCAAUCGUUUUUUUUUGUUUGUUCCUUCUUUUCAGUUCCCGUUUCUUGUGUGUGGAUGUGGUGGGAGUCGGUUGUGGGAGUGGAUAAAUGCAGUUGAUUCAUGUCAUCCAUGUGGGGGUGAUGUCGGGAGAGGGGAAAACCAAAAAAAAAGAAAUUUACACUCUUGUAGUUCUAGAACUUAGCACCUCAGUGCUUAAAUCUCGUUGUCGACCACUUGUCUGGCACGUUUACCCUAACUGCAGGGACCAAUCAGCACAGAAGCUCGCAAGCAUUGCUGUACACUUGUGUAAAUAUAACCUUCAGAUGAUGUAUGACUUGCACCUCUUGUGGUUCAGAGAUUGGGAGAAAUCUCUUCCACUGUUAUUCAUGUGGCUCAGUGGUGUAAAGCAAAGCGAUCUUAAGUUGUGUUUUUCUUCAUGUAAAUAAUUUGAAAGGUAGCAAUGAAAUGUCAUUUUGUAAGUCUAGCUGAAGAAUUCGUCCAGUGACCUAAUUAAGUUUGAUGGUGGUUCAUUAUGGCCUUUGCCUUUUCUGCUAUUUAUAAUUGUUCAGAAAACGGGUACUGGUGAACCAUGUCCAGUCUCCAUUCUGCUACUCACUGUUCCCUUCUUUUGCUUUUAAAAUAAAACAAAGGACUUGACUUGUCAUUUUAACAUUUACAUGACUAGUGGUCUCAGGUGCCACUUAAUUUGAUAUGGGACAAUGGAAAGGGAGGUAUAUACCUCUGGACCUUGGUCUGUGAACCUCUGGGAUGAUCAUAGCCAUUGCUGGGUCUGCUGUUCACUCUUGCUGAACAUAGAGGGUUUACUUCUUAGACACUUCACUCUGCUCCAUAUGCACCAUAUAAGGAUUGAAGCCAGGUCCAUGUGCCUGUCAGCUUUCUGUAAGCUAAUGCAUUGGUGUGAAUGGCAUUGUAGUUUUUAUGAGCUACUUUAUUGAAACUUCUUUAAGGUGUGGUUUAGAGAGUGUACGUGUGUGUGCGUGCCCAUGUAUGCAUGAAUAUUUGUUCAUGUGAAUGUGUAUUUGUGUGCACAGAAAUAUGCACAUACAUAUGCAAAAAUCCAUAUGUGCACAUAUGAAUGUACAAAUAUAUUUACAUGUGCAUUUGCAUGUGUGCACGUGACAUAUAAUUACAUAAGUGCUCAUGUGUGUCUGUGUAAGCAUUUAUGUGCGUGUUUGCAUAUGUCUGUGCAUGUAUCUAUGCACAUAUAUGUGCUGCUGUAUGCAAGCAUAUUGUUGCUUGUGUACGUGUAUGUGUGUAACUCUGCAUGUUUGUGUUAUUGAAUACGCGUGUGAUUGAAUGUGUAUGUGUGAUUGUGCGAUUAUGUUUGUGUGUGUGAUUAAGUAUGUGUGCAAGUGUAUGAUUAAGUGUAUGCAUGUUUAUCUGUGUGUGCGUGUGCGCAUGUGAUUAAGUAUGCGCAUGUUUGUUUGUGGGCUUCAAUGGGUGUGUGAAAAGAUUAGAGUGGUGCUUGAAAAGCACAGCAGGUCAGGCAGCAUCAGAGGAGCAGGAAAAUUGACGUUUCGGUCAGGAGCCCUUCAUCAGGAAUCACUGAAAUUCUGUGUGCGUGUGUGUGUGUGUGCGUGCUUGCGUGUGUGUGUGUGUGAGUGACAUAUGAGAUUGAGUGUGCAGGCAUGUGAAUGUAUCUGUAUCAUUGAAAUGGAUCUCCCAGAGAAAAGGAAAGGGAGGGAAGAGCAGUCAGUAUUAUCCACAGCUGCACACCAACUGACCGCUGAUACAGCGGUGUUCCCUUCCUCUCAGUAUCCCCAUGGGCAAGAAUUUUUACAAUACUUUUAGAUGUUCUUAUUAUGUCGUGGUCAUUGUACCAAUCGUAUUAAAGUAUCUUCUUCAGGACUGAAUACUGAGCAUUCAGUAAUAAAGUGAAUAUGGAAUUGGACAGAUGGCUUUCCCAUAACUAUACCAUUAAAAUCUACUCAAACGGUGAAAGUGGAUUUUUUUUAUUCAACCAUCAAAUAAGUACCAACCGAGCCCCCAAGUCUCAUGGAGAUCAUUUCAUUACUCAGUGAUCAGGGCAUCUUAUGGCAUUUUAAAUUAAUUUUGUGACCAAUUACAGAUCACAGCACUGCUACCUACUCACUGCUCAUUUUAAUCUUUUAGUUCAAUGACCCAGCAACCAUUUUCUUCAAUGGUCUUAAUUAUGGUGAUUGUUUCCAAAUACUGCACCCUUCCCAGUUGUACCCACUUUCCCAACUUGUGAAGCUCCAAUCAAGGAAGAUGGUGCAUUUGUAUAAAAGAAAAUUGUUAUGUUAGCAUGACUAUUGCUCUGUUGUCACAAAAUAUUUGCAUUCUUCUGUGUGUGUGUGUGUAUGUACUUUUUUUUGUUUCAACAUCUGUGAUAGAGCCCUGCUAAAUCUGUGAUCAGACCUGAUCCCUCUCAAAUCUGGAGUUUCCAAGCUUUGCGAGUGUAGGGAAGCAUACUCACUUUGUGCCUUGUAAUGUGAAAGGGUGAUGAGAGCAGGGAUGAGCGGGAAGAGGGAGGUGGGAUGGCUAAUUUAAGUUUCUAACUAAUCUACAGCGCUCUUCACGCAUAAUUAGUGAAGACCGAAAGCCUUUCUUGGUGUAAGGGAAAAUCUUGGUGUUUUAAAAUUGAUGGGUCUCACAGCAUGAAGUCAUUGCCUAUUUUCAAAUCAGACAAACCUUUAGUUGAAAGUCUCAUCAGAAAUGAAUCAAGUUAUUCACUCUGAAUCCAUCACAUAAAUACAGAAUGUUAUCAAUAGGAUUUUUGGGCUUCAUUUUUUUUUGUUUGUAUAAGAUAGAUUGUGUUCUGGCGUGACAGUAUUGUGGGAUCUGAAUGAUAUACUGUUCAAGGCAAGAACCCCUGUGGUUAUUGUCAGAGUUCUGUCAUCUCUGAUUCUCAGGAACUAGUAGAGGGACUUGAUGUUGCUUCUGGAAAAAAAUUGUUGAACAGCUUGACGGUAUCAAUGUGGAAUUCUAAGCUGCAUGCAUUCUCAAAGUUGACACAAUUCCUUCAGUUGGACUGAGCUAGUCAGUAGCAUGACCUGGGACAGUAAUCAGAAAACAACCACUGAGGUAGUCAAAGUUAAAAAUCACACAACACCAGGUUAUAAGCCAACAGGUUUAAUUGGAAGCACUAGCUUUUGGAGCACUGCUUCCAAUUAAACCUGAUGGACUAUAACCCUGGUGUUGUGUGAGUUUUAACUUUGUACACCCCAGUCCAACACUGGCAUCUCCAAAUAAUGAGGUGGUCAGUUAACUUCCACCACCCCAAGCCUCCAGUCUAAAAUCAUUGUUGGAAGCUAUCAGUAAGAACAGGGUGUCUAUUUGGCUCAGUGGGAAACUGAAACGUUAGUGGUGCCUUGUAAUAUAACUAAGCUACAGUUUGCAUGAUGCAGGAGUCUUGGAAUUAGAACAGGUAUCACAACAAUGGGAGAAUGAAGCGUCCGGAACUCAAGUCAUACAGGUACCAAAUAUUCCCAGCAAGUAUCGAGGUGGCAGAAUGGCCACAUGGGAUCUCAAGGAACCACCUCUCCUGCAUCAGGAAGCAAAGGUUGCUGAUGCAUUUUAUUUCAUUCUAUGAAAAUGGAUCCAAUGGUAGAUUGCAUGUGUAUUUAUGAAGUAUUGUGUUGCAAUGUAGUUUACCAUGUGUUAUCCUGGACCAGACCUUGAGCGGCCCAUGCUCCUGUAAAAGGGCCAGUACUUUGAAUGAGCCUGUACCAUAUAUCUUGCUACAACUCGACAGAUUAACCAAGAUAAGUUAAUUUUCGGGGCAGGGUGGAGAGGGGGUGAACACCAGAUUCCAUGAGAUUUGGCUAAAGCAGCAGCCGCUGUUUAAAUCGAAUGAACUUCAAUGUAGGUUCUCUUUAUAUAAUUAAUUUAAUUGCUUGUAUGCCAUGUUUUUGUACAGUUUUAUGUACAUGCAAAUGUUGCUUUUAUAUAAAAAUACAAUAUCAGCAAAUGGAAGUAUGUUACUAUUUUUAGAUGGGUUUAAUGUGUAAUCAGAAUCAUAUUGUUGAAGGUGUUUGGAAACACAUGUAAUGCUUUACUAGUUAAUCCACUGGCUUCCUAUGUUAUUUCUGAGAUUUGCGCGGGCAGUGAGCACAGUUUUUGAUUCAUAUCUAUUUUUUUUUCUAUUGUUAAGCAUGUAAACAAAUUCUUGGCCCUUAUUUGCUGAGCAGUCAACAGAGAGAAGACCCAAUCAUUGUAAUUAUUUCUUC